CCCUAGUCUCCUCAGCGACUCCGACAUGCUUAUUGUUAUUCCAUUCGUGGCCUUUGGCUCUGCAGCCUGCGUGACAGCGUGAGCCUGCGCUUAGUCUUCUUCUCUUCUCAGGCUCUGAGCUUUCCAUUCUUCUUCUCUGUAUAUGCAGGCUGGCUGUGUUAUUAAAACAAGAUGGAAAAUCCACCGAAUGUUGAGCUGGAAGCUGCGAAGUUUUUACAUAAGCUUAUUCAGGAGUCAACUGACGAGCCUACAAAAUUGGCCACAAAACUUUAUGUGAUUCUACAACACAUGAGAUCAAGUGGGAAGGAAAAUUCAAUGCCAUAUCAAGUGAUAUCUAGGGCUAUGGAGACUGUUGUCAAACAAAACAAUCUUGAUAUUGAAGCAUUAAUGACAUCACGACUUCCUUCAAAUACUGGAAAUCAGGCAGAAGACUCCUCACCAACCCAUGUGGCUGGCUCUGGUUCUUCACAAAGGGCUGAAACCACUAGGGAAUCUAAAGCUGUUUUAUCACCAGAUGUUUGUGGUUCUAGCAGGCCACCUUGCGGUCAAAUUAGCAGUGGCCAUGCAAUUUAUCAAGAAUCAUCAUCCAAUGUUACUGCUGUGAACACGCAUGGAGUGGUGCCCAAUGCACCUAUAUUAUCGCAUUCUCUAGAGUCUGGAAUUUCAAGCCCAUUGGAAUUUGGUAGUCCUUCAUAUGAUAACCAUGGGCUGGUGGCAAAGAUGCAUCAGGAUAGAAGCUCUGAAUCAUUUCCUGCACCCCCUUCUGCUGGUAGAUGUGCACCUGGAAGGCCAUUAGAGCAUGAAGUAGGAGCAAGUAUUUUUGCGAAUGUGAACAAUACCAAUCAGAGCAAUCCUUUGGAAACAAACAUGCUCAGAAGUGCGGCUAUCAGAGACACAGGAAAGUCACUGGUUGCAAACCCAUUUAAAGAGCAUCACUUAAAACAGCUUAGAGCACAGUGUCUUGUGUUUUUGGCUUUCAGAAAUGGUAUGAUGCCAAAGAAGAAUCAUCUUGAAUUUGCACUAGGAAUUCCCUCUCCUCAAGAAGAUGGAUCACAAAGGGAUCUGAUUGACCAAAAAGCAAGGGAACAGAACAAUGCUUCAGAAGCACCUAGACCUUUUUUAACUGGCAGAGAGGUUGAGAAACUUACUCCUGGUCCAUCAUCAUUGGUAAGUCCUAGUGAAGCAAACUUAUCGAAGGAAGCCGAAAACCAACACAUGACAGAUGAUAGAGGUCACCAGCUCUCACUUUCAUCUGAACAUGGAGAAGAUAGGAGGUAUUUGAGUAAGAUGAGAAUGGUUCCAGAGGGUGAAUCUGCAGUGCAUGAAGGAUCUGGAUCACAGGCAUCCAGAUCAUUACAUUCUGAAUCAAAUUCAUUCGGUGCAGCUGUUCUUGACGAUUCUUUUGCAAACUUUCCCCAAGUUGGAACGUCUAACCAAGCUUCACUUAUUCUGUAUGCGAGUAAGCUAAUGAAGCCUGAAUUGAAUAAUUGGACCGGACCAACAGGUCAAGCUGAGAUUUCUAGUGCGCCAGCACAUGCCCCUUCUGUACCUCAUGAGCCAGGAUCACUAAUUAAUGAUGUCUCACAUCAAUCUCAAAAGCCUAUCGAUUACAAUGCCCAUGGGAUUCGCCAAGCUGACAAUUCUUUGGCUAAUAUCUCUGCAAGGCAACAGUGGAAAUCUGUCUCCAUAGGGGAUAGUCAGUAUCCUAGUACCGCUGUGAAAUGUGUAUUGCCAGCUCCAGAAGUGGGUGACGAGGAUGAAGAUAGUUUUUUAUCCACAGACAGGCCACCAUCUCCAAGGUAUACAACUCUAGAAAAGUGGAUCCUGGAUCAGCAGAAAAGGAAACUUGUUUCUGGAGAAAAAAGGGCUCUGAAACAUCAGAAGACAGAAGAAAGAAUUUCUGCCCGUGCUGAAAAGUUGAAGGAAAGUGUGAUCUCCUUAGAUAUUUCCACUAAAACAAAGAGUGUGAUCGAAUUGAAAAAACUUCAAUUGCUGGAGCUACAACGUUGCCUGCGGAGGGAUAUUUUGAAGGACUUUUUCAAACCAAUAGCUGCAGACAUGGAUCGCUUAAAGUCAAUCAAGAAAACUAGAAUAGGAAGAAAGUCUAAGCAGUUUGAAAGGUAUGAGCAGAGAAUGAAGGAAGAACGUCAAAAGAGAAUCCGUGAGAGGCAGAAGGAAUUUUUCAGCGAGGUUGAAGUUCAUAGGGAAAAAAUGGAGGAUGUAUUCAAAACCAAGAAAGAACGCGGGAGGGGUUUCAAUAGGUAUGUCAAAGAGUUUCACAAAAGAAGGGAAAGGAUACAUCGUGAGAAGAUUGAAAGGAUCCAACGCGAGAAGAUAAAUCUUCUGAAAAUCAAUGAUGUUGAAGGGUACCUUAGAAUGGUUCAGGAUGCAAAAUCAGACCGUGUCAAACAAUUACUGAAGGAGACUGAAAAAUAUCUUCAAAAGCUUGGAACAAAGUUGAAAGAGGCUAAGGGAACUGCCAGGAGAUUUGAUAGUGAUAUGGGUGAGAAUGGGGACACUGAGGUGGUGGAGGAGGUUGAAUUUGCUUUUGAUGAAGGAGAUGAAACCGAUCAGGCUAAGCAUUAUUUGGAAAGCAACGAGAAAUAUUAUUUGAUGGCACACAGUGUUAAAGAGAACAUUACAAAGCAGCCAGCUACUCUUGUGAAAGGGAAAUUAAGAGAGUAUCAAAUGAAUGGGUUGCGGUGGCUAGUUUCGCUUUAUAAUAAUCAUCUCAAUGGGAUCUUAGCCGAUGAAAUGGGCUUAGGUAAAACAGUUCAGGUUAUUUCUUUACUCUGUUACUUGAUGGAAACAAAAAAUGAUCGCGGUCCCUUUUUGGUGGUGGUGCCGUCCUCUGUCCUACCAGGAUGGGAAUCAGAAAUAAACUUUUGGGCACCUAGCAUCAAUAAAAUAGUUUACUCGGGACCACCCGAAGACAGACGAAAGCUUUUUAAGGAAAGAAUUCUCCAUCUGAAAUUCAAUGUUUUAUUGACAACGUAUGAGUAUUUAAUGAAUAAGCAUGACAGACCAAAGCUAAGUAAAAUACAUUGGCAUUACAUUAUAAUUGAUGAAGGGCAUCGUAUAAAAAAUGCUUCGUGCAAAUUAAAUGCUGACUUAAAGCUCUACCGUAGUAACCACAGACUGCUUUUGACUGGAACACCUUUACAGAACAAUCUUGAGGAGCUAUGGGCACUUCUCAAUUUUCUUUUGCCAAAUAUUUUCAACUCUUCAGAAGAUUUCUCUCAGUGGUUCAACAAACCAUUUGAGAGCAAUGGCGACAACUCUCCUGAUGAAGCUUUACUCUCUGAGGAGGAGAACCUCUUAAUCAUAAAUCGCCUACACCAAGUUCUGCGUCCAUUUGUGCUCAGAAGAUUGAAACACAAGGUUGAGAAUGAAUUGCCUGAGAAGAUAGAAAGACUUGUUAGGUGCGAGGCUUCUGCAUAUCAAAAAUUGUUGAUGAGGAGGGUAGAAGACAAUCUUGGUGCAAUUGGAGCUUCAAAGGCUCGAUCUAUUCACAAUUCAGUGAUGGAGCUCCGCAACAUAUGCAAUCAUCCAUAUCUUAGUCAGCUUCAUGUAGACGAGGUUCAUGACUUCAUUCCAAAACAUUAUUUGCCUUCUGUGGUGAGACUAUGUGGGAAGCUUGAGGUCCUAGAUAGAUUACUGCCAAAGCUUAAGGCCACCGAACAUCGGAUCUUGCUGUUCUCAACAAUGACACGACUUCUUGAUGUGUUGGAGGAGUAUCUCUACUGGAAACAGUAUAAAUAUCUUCGCUUGGAUGGGCAUACAUCCGGGGGUGAUCGAGGAGGCCUGAUUGAAAAGUUCAAUGAUCCAAACUCUCCAUAUUUUAUAUUUUUGCUAAGUAUCCGGGCUGGGGGUGUUGGAGUGAAUCUUCAGGCUGCUGAUACAGUGAUAAUUUUUGACACAGAUUGGAAUCCACAGGUCGAUUUGCAAGCACAGGCAAGAGCUCAUAGGAUAGGGCAAAAGAAGGAUGUGCUUGUUCUUCGAUUAGAAACGGUGCAAACUGUUGAGGAACAAGUAAGAGCUGCUGCAGAGCACAAACUUGGUGUCGCUAAUCAGAGCAUUACUGCAGGUUUUUUUGACAAUAACACAAGUGCGGAGGAUAGAAGAGAAUAUCUGGAGUCCCUCCUGCGGGAAAGCAAGAAGGAAGAAGCUGCACCCGUGCUGGAUGAUGAUGCACUAAAUGAUCUUAUUGCACGCAGGUGAACAGUUGAUGCGAUAUGAACCCUCUCCCCCAAAAAUAAAUUUGGAGUACAACAACAAUAACAACCAAGUAGAAUCCCACAAAAGUUGGGUCUAUGG
Messenger RNA from Cuscuta campestris, 4317 nucleotides. NCBI's taxonomy places the organism in Eukaryota, Viridiplantae, Streptophyta, Magnoliopsida, Solanales, Convolvulaceae. The record is from the annotation of a GenBank genome assembly.